AUGUUAAAUGGAGAUAACAGAAAGAUAUUUAUCUGUGAUAGAGCUAUAUACAAGAUAAGGGAGGAGAUGGUGGAGGAGUAUGACAAGAGUGGACUUGUGAUGAUCAGAGCACGAUCUUUCCAUAAGUUUAGGGUUGCAAAGAGAUAUGGAGAAAGAUAUUAUUUUUUGACUCGAGGAAGCGUGCUUGUGUAUGAGGAUCUGUUUGGAGAGCCGUUAGAGGAAGUCGAAGUGUAUGGGGAGAAUGUUGUUGAUUUUCAUGUGCAUGAAGGAAAGGUGUUUAGUCUUGUCAGAAGAAUAGGCAGAUGUAUUGGGUUUGAUGAUCUUCAUGAAAUAAUGUUUGAUUUCCAGUCUGGUGCGUAUUUCUGGGAUGAAGGAUACUUUUACAUUAGCACAAACAAGAAUUUGAGUAGAUUUGAUAUUGCUACAAGACAUACUGAGGAGAUUCUGAAAGAUGUGAGCAUUAAGUAUUUUAUUGUGAAUUUUGGAAUGAUAGUUUAUGUGGAUAAUGCAAAUAUCAUACAGGUUAUCAAGAAGAAUGUAAGGCUCUCGUAUCAUUACCACUCACAUGCGGUUGUAGGAAUUGUUGUUACACCUCUUGAGAGUCUGCUUGUGGUUAGUAAGAAUAAAAAGCUUACAAGGCUGGAAACACGCAGAGAUGAGAGGAUGGCGUUAUCAUCUUUUGAUGGGGAUGUGGUUGAUUUUGUGUAUGAGGGAGAAUGUGUGUAUGUGCUGACAGCAUUUAGUUUGGUUGUGUAUGACAUGAAGAGUGGAACAGAGAAGGGAAGAGUCUACUCAUUGCCUAAUUUUGAGUACUGCAAGCUUUUCAGAGCCAAGAGUACAGAAGAGGAGGAUCCAGGAAAGGAGAUUUUUGAGCGGAAUGUGAAGAAGACAAAGGUUGUGAUUCCGUAUGUGUUUUUGAGGGACGAGAAUAUGAUUUCUGAGAGGAGUCUUGUGGUGAUAAAAGGGAGUUAUGUGUUUUUGUAUGAUCUUGAUUUAGAGGAGGUUGAGAAAGUUGCGUAUUUUGAGGGAGCAGACUGUUUUUAUUCUAACGGGUGUGUGAUUACAAUGUCUGGAAGGAUGCAUGGAGGAAGGACCAUGAAGACUUACCGGAUUGGCGGAGAAGGAAUGCGCUUGAUGCAAAGUAGGGAGUGUGUGAAUGUGGCAAAUGUGCCUGAGGAUAUUGUGCUUGAUGGGGACAGGUUGCUUAUGUACUUUGACGGGAGUUUUGUUGAGGUUGUAGAGGCAGGGAUAUUGAGACGCCUGAAGACUGGGAUGAUCAGGCAGAUAGAGGAAACUGAAGGAGGAGUUUUUGUACUGGAUGGACGUGGAAUAUGCAAGAUUGGUACAGGAGAGUGGAUUCUUGAAGACAAAGAGAUUGCGUCUUUUUGCAUGUCAGGGAAGAUGCUAUUUGUAUCGUUUCUUGGGGAUGGCGUGAUUGGAUUUCAGAUGCAGGAUGGAGCAAGCGAGGAGAAGCUGGUUGAGGAUGUGAAUGUGAUAGAUGUUUUUUCAAAGGAUUCUGUGAUGGUGACAUCCCAUGUUGAUGAGGAUGUGGUUAUUUUGAGGAGAUACAGGAAGCAUGGAGAAGAGUGGAUUAAGGAUAAAGAGAUGAGUAUUGGAGAUAAGAUAAGUAAGGUUGUGCAUGAGAAUGUGUAUCUUUCUGUGGCAAAUAAGCUACACAAGGUGGGAUUUGAGUGA
Molecule: messenger RNA, 1695 nt
Organism: Ordospora colligata OC4
Lineage: Eukaryota; Fungi; Microsporidia; Ordosporidae
Exons: 1
Coding region: 1-1695 (564 amino acids)
Source: RefSeq, a predicted model, not a curated record